ACAAGGAUACAACCUGAGCUAAUCAAGAUGGCUUCCUCCACGCCUUACCGUGUCCUACUCUUGUGCCUCACCACUUUCCUGCAGGCAUGGCUUGCUGCGGCAAAAUACCCGCCGCAUAACCCACCGCCGCCGCCCCCGCCGUUUGAGCUGCCGGAGUCCGAGGUGAGGGAGAGGUUCUCCAAGUGGGUGAUCAAGUACUCAAAGCACUACUCGUGCCAUGAGGAGGAGGAGAUGCGGUUCCAAGUCUUCAAGAACAACACCAACGCCAUCGGCCAAUUCGACCAACAGAAUCCUGGCACGGUCGUCGGUCGCGGAUUCCGACCAACUGGGUUUCAGGUCCGUGGCUCGGGCGGGGUCCGUAUGAACAGGUUCGGUGACCUCAGCCCCAGGGAGGUCAUCCAGCAGUUCACCGGGCUCAACACCACCAGCUUCAAUGCCACGUCACCCACCUACCUCCCCAACCACUCCUUCAAGCCGUGCUGCGUUGACUGGCGCUCCAGCGGCGCUGUCACCGGCGUCAAGAAUCAAGGCACUUGUGGAUCAUGCUGGGCAUUCGCGGCGGUGGCGGCGAUCGAAGGCAUGAACAAGAUUAGGACAGGGGAGCUGGUGUCGCUGUCCGAGCAGGUACUCGUGGAUUGCGACACACGGAGCGGCGGCUGCGGCGGCGGCCACUCAGACUCGGCUAUGGCCCUCGUGGCCGCCCGUGGUGGCAUCACGUCGGAGGAGAGGUACCCAUACGCCGGAUUCCAGGGAAAGUGCGACAUGGACAAGCUCCUCUUCGACCACCAGGCGUCCCUCAAGGGCUUCAAGGCCGUGCCACCCAACAACGAAGGUCAGCUGGCGAUUGCCGUGGCCAUGCAGCCCGUGACGGUCUACAUUGACGCCAGCGGUUUUGAG
Molecule: messenger RNA, 897 nt
Organism: Triticum dicoccoides
Lineage: Eukaryota; Viridiplantae; Streptophyta; Magnoliopsida; Poales; Poaceae
Product: cysteine protease XCP2-like
Exons: 2
Biological process (GO): proteolysis
Molecular function (GO): cysteine-type peptidase activity
Source: RefSeq, a predicted model, not a curated record